Molecule: messenger RNA, 1020 nt
Organism: Paramecium tetraurelia
Lineage: Eukaryota; Ciliophora; Oligohymenophorea; Peniculida; Parameciidae
Exons: 1
Source: RefSeq, a predicted model, not a curated record
AUGAUAUUAUUUAAAAAUGGAGACAAGUUUGAAGGUAUUAGAGAUCAAAAUAGUACCAAGUUGAAUGGAAGUGGAACUUUAAAGUUUAAUGAGGAUAAUUCAUUUUUCAAAGGGAAAUUCUUUAAUGGAAAAUUUCAUGGUGAAGGCCAAUUAAGUAUAAAUAAACUCUCUUUGACUGGUAAUUGGAUAAAUGGCUAGCCUGAUUUAAAAAGUGAGUGGUAAAUAGAUGGGCCAAAUUAUAAAUACAAGGGAUCUAUUAAUGAAGAGUUCAAAAAAGAUGGAUUUGGAACAUUAAUAUUUGAUGGUAAUUGUUUUUUUAAAGGGGAUUUUGUUAAUGAUAAAUAUUAAGGAUAAGGACAUUUUAAAACCAAUGAACUAGAAUAUAAAGGUGGCUUUUAUAAUAAUAAGUUUCAUGGGAAGGGAUUGCUUCUUUGGCAAAAUUCAAAAUACGAAGGGAAUUUUGAAAUGGGAUAGUUCAAUGGCAAAGGAAAGCUAGAAAAUAUUGAAGGAACAUAUGUGGGAGAUUUUUAAAAUAAUUUAAAACAUGGAGAAGGAAUACUUUAAUACAAAAAUGGCGAUUAGUAUGAAGGUUAAUGGUUAGAAGAUGAACCCGAAGGAAAAGGGAAACUAACAUAAUGGAAUAAGAAAUUUGGAUGCUAAUUGAUAUAUAGUGGCUUUUUUGAGAAGGGAUGUCCAGAAGGGAAAGGAGAGUUAUAAAUAAUUACAGAAGGUUAGGAUGCUAAAAAGUACAUAGGUGGGUUUAACGAGGGUCUCUUCAAUGGUGAAGGAAUUAUCUUGUUAGAUUCUAAUGUGAAAGCAGAGGGAUAAUUUUUUGAUAAUCAUAUUAGUGGGGAAUGCAACAUAUACUUUUUAAAAGAGAGUUAGAAACUUGAAUGUUAGAUGAAGAGAAAUCAAAAAGAUGGUCAUUGUUCAAUGAAAAUAAAAGAUUUAUGUUAUUAAGGUAGUUUCAGAAGUAACAUUGAAAAAGUAGAUAGCAUAAGGUUUUAUAGUAACUACUGA